Telopea speciosissima is the source of this 961-nucleotide messenger RNA. Its product is annotated as proteasome subunit beta type-4-like. Bases 54 to 791 code for a protein of 245 amino acids. NCBI's taxonomy places the organism in Eukaryota, Viridiplantae, Streptophyta, Magnoliopsida, Proteales, Proteaceae. The record is from RefSeq and is a predicted model, not a curated record. The transcript has 7 exons. Gene Ontology annotation, cellular component: proteasome core complex; nucleus; proteasome core complex, beta-subunit complex.
GCCGAGUUUCCAGCGAAAGCCCCACCGUAUAGUCUGCCACAGUGAACCUGAAAAUGGACUCGAUUAAAUCAAAUCCUGCAAAACAAGGUUUAGCGAGCUCUGAAUUUGGAUCUGAAAGAACACUAUAUCCAUAUGUCACCGGUACGUCGGUUAUAGGUAUCAAAUACAAGGAUGGAAUUCUUAUGGCUGCUGAUAUGGGAGGUUCCUAUGGAUCUACUUUGCGUUACAAGAGUGUGGAGCGAAUAAAACUGAUUGGAAAACAUUCUCUUCUUGGUGCAAGUGGAGAGAUAAGUGAUUUCCAGGAGAUUUUACGUUAUCUUGAUGAACUUAUCUUAAAUGAUAAUAUGUGGGAUGAUGGGAACUCUUUGGGGCCCAAAGAGGUUCACAACUAUUUGACCCGGGUUAUGUAUAAUCGGCGCAACAAAUUUAAUCCUCUCUGGAACUCACUUGUACUCGGUGGAGUGAAAAAUGGACAGAAGUAUCUUGGAAUGGUUAGCAUGAUUGGUGUUCAUUUUGAAGACAAUCAUAUAGCAACUGGUUUUGGAAAUCACCUUGCACGGCCAAUUCUUCGUGAUGAGUGGCAUGAAAACAUUAGUUUCGAAGAUGGAGUUAAACUACUGGAGAAGUGUAUGCGUGUGCUUUUAUACCGUGAUAGAUCAGCUAUCAACAAGCUUCAGAUUGCAAAGAUUACAGAAGCAGGGGUUUUUAUUUCUCAGCCUUAUGCAUUGAAGACUUUUUGGGGGUUCUCUGCUUUUGAAAACCCCACAAAGGGUGCUGAAGGAUCAUGGUAGCCAGCUUUUUAUAUCGUUUCUUGACAUCUCGAUUCCGCGAUGUAUGUGUAGAAACCUAAUGACUGUUGUUGAAGAUUGUAUGUCUUGCUGGUUCCUUGGUUUGAGAUGAUAGAUUUCUUUUUUUCCUGUAUGUUUUGAGUUAAUUAUGGCAUGGUUUUGAAGUUCUUUUC